GGAGUGUACGGGGGAGUGCAGUGGAUCGGUCGAGAGACGUGCUCGCUGGGAGUGCUGUGGAUCAGCGAGCUGCUGAACUCGAGGGGGGUGCUGUGGAUCAGCGACCAGACGUUCAUGCUGGGAGUGCUGUGGAUCAGCGACACGCUGACCUCGCUGGGAGUGCUGUGGAUCAGCGACCUUCUCGUCUCGCUGGGAGUGCAGUGGAUCAGGGACCUGUGCGACUCGCUGGGAAUGCAGUGGAUCGUGGACGGGACGUGCUCGCUGCGAGUGCUGUGGAUCGUGUGCCUCAAGGCGCGCAUGGGGGGCCCGUGA
This is a messenger RNA of Prorocentrum cordatum, 312 nucleotides long. NCBI's taxonomy places the organism in Eukaryota, Dinophyceae, Prorocentrales, Prorocentraceae. The record is from the annotation of a GenBank genome assembly.